CACGCAUCGAGUCGCUGACUAUUUAAAGCGUGAGGUAAAAGAAUCGAUAUCCAGUGCAUCCUGACAACACUGAACAGCUUCAAAAUGGCCGUUUAUGCUGUUACCGUAGUGCUCCUAUUUUCAUUCGUAACAGUCCUCUCAGGGCUGCCACAUAUUAUUUCAGAGCCAUUAACCACCACUGAACACCAUCUAGCGGUGGAGAACGACAAGAAGGAAAAAGAAUACCUACUCAUCGGGAAGUUGAAGGACGAAGAUUACGAGGUCGACGAGAUCAAUCAUAACGACAAGACGAAAAUGCUCAAGUUGAAAUCGAAUAAAAAAGAGGCGCAGAAUAUGAUGGAAGCGUCUCUGAAUACGAACAGUACGCAGAAUGGAACCCAAAACCCGGUAGAUAGAAUUGAGCUGUCAGCGGCGGCGGCGGCGGUGGCGGGGACGGAGGCGGCGGGGAUGGCGGCGGCGGCGGAUGGGCGGCGGACGGCGGCGGCGGUGGCGGCGGGGAUGGAGCUGGCGGCGGCGGGGAUGGCGGGGCCGACGGCGAUCACGUCAACGACGACGACGUGA
Molecule: messenger RNA, 561 nt
Organism: Harpegnathos saltator (Jerdon's jumping ant)
Lineage: Eukaryota; Metazoa; Arthropoda; Insecta; Hymenoptera; Formicidae
Exons: 4
Coding region: 85-561 (158 amino acids)
Source: RefSeq, a predicted model, not a curated record